AUGGAGGUUAAAACGUCUGUCUAUGACUUUAGUCUGCUGAGAGACGGUAAAUUCAGGGUGAAUUUUGACUGUUACAAAGCCAGACCUCAUUUUAUUAUUGCGUUAGACGAUUCGCCUAAAACAGUGUACGAAGACCUAAGCGAUGAUCAAAAAAAAAAGGUAAUCAACUUAGCCCUGCUGAUGGCCACUAAACACGGUCUCGGGGAAUCAAGGGCUGUUUUGUCCCAGCACUGUGGAUACUGGUACAAUUCGACGUAUAACUAUCAUGCUCAUCUUUGUGUAAAUCACGAGAAAUACCUCGGUAUCUUGGAUGGAGAAAAAAACACGCUCAAAAACUGGUCCCAUUCUGAUGAAGCCAUUAAGAAAUAUCCAACUAGUAAAAGGAAGGAUGAGGUUGACGAAAUCAACAAAAUCAUCGCUGAUAAAGUAGCCAAGGACGUUACCGAGGGGGGCAACGACAUUCUUUUUCACCCAUCAGAACCAAGAGUUGGAUUUGCAGUCGAGGAGUCACAUAAACCAACUAACCCUCAAGCUUGGUUUAAUGUUCAAAAGAAAAUGAUGUUAUACGCAACUGGAAAGGAUCUCACCAACCCUAAGGGAAAUGGGAACUAUUUCGGAUGUCACGUAUGUUUGGUCCUCGACGGCAAAACACAUGGCUUCGACAAUAUAGCUGUUUCCAAGUGCCUUGUUGGCUUCAUUGAAGUAACUGGAUCGAAGUUCUACCGAGAUCUCUGUCCAAAUGAAAAGAGGGAAACCUGGUUUGAUCGUUUCCGAGAAAGUAGUCGUGGCUAUUCACCAUGGUGAGCAUGGUGCUCAUCGUAAAACUUGACCAUUGCUUUAGUCCAUUUCUUUUUAUGAUAAGAUUAGUUUUGUCUAAUAUUUCUACCUAUUCAAUCUUAUAGCCGUUCAAGUAUUCGCUGAUAUGCGGUAGCAGAUCCACUCUAAUCUGUUGGCAAAAAGCAACGCACGGGUUCUCAGAUUAACAAAUGGAUGAAAACAAGUCAAAUGAUUUAGUUCUAAGAGUUAAGCGAAGAUCGAGGAAUUUUGAUUGCCCUAAUGUAAUCAUUUUACUUUUUGGAUAUAGAUCAGAAGUAUCGUGAUCUUGUGUUAAGUUCUUUUAUUUGGAUAUACAUCUAGGAAAGUUGUAGCACUUUGGAAUAUAUUUAAUCGCAAUACACUGGUAUAGAUAGUCCAUGACGGAUGACUUUCGCAAAGCGAAAUGAUAUGUAAGAGUCAGAUAUCAUUUUGAAAUACCAGAUACCUUGUCAGAGUGUAACUGAGUUUUAACAAGCACCAAGUAGUAAAUGGAAUAAAAUUUCAUUUUUAAAAUUAA
Molecule: messenger RNA, 1333 nt
Organism: Pocillopora damicornis (cauliflower coral)
Lineage: Eukaryota; Metazoa; Cnidaria; Anthozoa; Scleractinia; Pocilloporidae
Source: RefSeq, a predicted model, not a curated record